UACGAAAUGUACUUGGGGAAUUGCCGCUGACAUCGGGGAUUUUAAAAGAUAAGAAAAUAAAUUUAUAAACAAAUUGGUAACGAAUCGUUGUCUGAAACGGUGUGUAAAGGCAAGUUUAAAUAAAUUUCAAGUCGUGACUUCGGGCAUGUACUUACACGUUAAAUUGAACUUCAACCACAUUCGCAACUCCACCACACUACCAUAAUGCUGGUAGCAACCCCAGGGCAAGCAGCGACUUAUUCCCUUCUCGGCAGUAGUGCGCCCAAGAAGACAUGUCUUACCUCGUCUGCAACACCAAAGAGCACCACCAACAACUCCACCGCAACAACUAGUAUUUGCGGCGUCAAUAAAAGCAACAGUAGCGCAGCCUCUACGCUUAUGAAAACAAUAUCGGUACGACUUAAUAGAGGCACUGAAUUUUUAAAAGAUACCGUACAGAAGGCGCUUAUAAACAAUACCACCACCUCCUCUUCAAGCAUAAACUUCCAUAACACUAACAUCAAUAACAUAAACACAACUGUUGUUGGUUCAUUAAAACACAUUCAUGGGACGUCAGCUGUCGCUGUGCCAGUAUCCUCUUCAAACAAUUUAGCAUCUAAGUUUGGAAACUCUGCAGCUUUGGCGUCAACAGCUUCAACAUCAGCUGGUGCAAUUGUUAGGACGUCAAUUGCAACCAACACUUCCAAGUCACUCAAGCUUAACACCGUCCCGCCCACCAAAAUACAUCGCUAUCCACAAGAGCGUCAGGAGGCAAGCAGAACGGACAGUAUCAACAAAGAGAUGUGCCAUUUCAAGCCGAUUCUCUCAGCACCAACAAUGCGAUGGAAAUGUGGAAGCAAGUCGCGGGGCGGUGCAUCAAUUAAAAUACCCAUAGCGUGUUUAGCAACGAAUAUCAAAAGCUUGAACUGUGAUGAUUGUGUGAUGGUAGCUGACAGUAGCAGCGAAGAUGAGGAGGUAGUAGAUGAAGACAGAGCAGUAAAGGGAAAUACAACGCAUCCGCACAAAUACCACAAAUUACAGCCAAAGCCAAGUUCCACCUUAUUGACAACAAUCAUAACUUCCGCUUCGCACCAAUCUGCAUUCGUCCGUCUGGUCGCACAAAUGAAGACUAUGGCCAACAUUCAUCAAAGCCCGAGUGAGCAAUCGCACAGCAGGACCCCAACAAAAAAGCCGGACCAGUACAAGAAGCGCCCCACAACACGGAGUGGUCGGCAGUCUAAAGCAGCUGUCGCAUUAAAGCUGCCACAAGUGCGCACAUCACCUACGAAUUUCCCAUUGACACAAGUUUUCCUACGCAGUCGCAAACAGUCAUUGAUGCAGGUUAAGGACCUCCAUUUCUCUAAUGAGCUUAUUGUCAAAAAGGGGGAAAAAGUCCCUGCAGAUGCUGCUUUCAAAAGCUCUAAUAAGGAAACCAAAACCGUUAAGGGGAAUGCAACAAAGAAAACCAAUCGCAAUGUCACCAAGUCAAAGAUGAUUGAUAUAGUUGCAUUUGCGCAGGAAAAGGUUGCCGCUAAAAAAAAAAGCAGAGAUCUAACAGCAAACAAGAAGGACGAUACUACUGGCACUGUUGGCGCUCCGGAUUCGGAAGUAAAAAUCAAUCAACGUAAAAGAAAGCGAUUAGAGGCAACCAGAUCAGUGCACGUAGGUUGCGGGCCCAACUUGAAUGACGAGACAUCAACUGAUCUAAUUGAAUUGGCUGCGUUGCCACCGCUGCGCAAAAGUGCAAGGCUUUCAAAAGAUGGCGGAAACAACGACUUGUUGAAAAUUGAUCCAGUGAAGCAGGUUACGCUUAGGAAACUAAAAGCGCGCAGGAUGUCUAAACGUUUAUCUGAGUCAUUUUCUCCACCAAUGACACGUUCAAGGCUGAAAGAAUUGAUGCAGAAACAAUCGGUCGCGUGCGUGGGCAGCAGAAACAAAAAGCAAGUUGUCUAGGCGGCCACUCAACAUGGCAAUUAACAGCAACAAUAUAUACUCUUUUUUUUUUAAGUGUGGCUAUUGUGCAUAGUGUCUGAUAGUACAGCUGUGUUAAGAUAAAGAGAGUUCAAUGAAGAGCAAACAAAGCAUUCAUGGAGCAGA
Molecule: messenger RNA, 2076 nt
Organism: Anastrepha ludens (Mexican fruit fly)
Lineage: Eukaryota; Metazoa; Arthropoda; Insecta; Diptera; Tephritidae
Exons: 4
Coding region: 205-1932 (575 amino acids)
Source: RefSeq, a predicted model, not a curated record